AUGAAAUACCUAACUUUUAAUAGAAGCAAUAAGGACGCAAUUGACCUGUGUGAAAAGCUAGAAGCAACAAAGAUAGACCUGGCGAACCCACUGCUACUACAGUACAGUUGGGUCAUAUGGGAACAAGUGUCAGACAACAAAAUUAAACAGAGUAAUAACUAUAAGGAUUACACAAGGCCAUUGGCUAAAUUUAAUAGUGUACAGAAAUUCUGGCAACUAUGGAACAGAUUACCACAGCCAAGUGACCUACUUGCACAGAAAAGUAUGACGAGAUUAUCGGAAGAUGGGACUCUUCGCAUCAUAGAUGCUCUCAUGAUUUUUCGAGACAAUAUUCAACCCAUGUGGGAAGACCCAGCUAAUUCUGAAGGUGGUCAUUUUGAAUAUAAAUUUGUACCCAGAGAUUUUCCAUACAGUCAGAUAGACGAAUUUUGGAAUAACCUUGUGUUAGCUAUUAUUGGGUGCACUUUAAAGCAUUACAAUUUAAUAACAGGGAUUAGGCUAGUGGAUAAAUUAAGCACCACGCGUCAUGGGUACGUAAGAAUAGAAGUUUGGUACACGACGGUGCCAGACGACAGUGUUAGAAACCACUUGCGGAAGGACCUGGAGGAGCAUAUGUGCAAUCGUAUUGACGGCUCGCACGUCUAUCCCCCAAGAGGGAAGAAUUUCGGUCACUCGCAC
This is a messenger RNA of Plasmodium cynomolgi strain B, 678 nucleotides long. RefSeq names its product translation initiation factor E4. The record is from RefSeq and is a predicted model, not a curated record. Gene Ontology annotation, molecular function: translation initiation factor activity; RNA 7-methylguanosine cap binding. NCBI's taxonomy places the organism in Eukaryota, Apicomplexa, Aconoidasida, Haemosporida, Plasmodiidae. The annotation marks the transcript as partial. Gene Ontology annotation, cellular component: eukaryotic translation initiation factor 4F complex. The transcript has a single exon. Gene Ontology annotation, biological process: translational initiation.